This is a messenger RNA of Cladocopium goreaui, 1290 nucleotides long. The record is from the annotation of a GenBank genome assembly. Lineage: Eukaryota; Dinophyceae; Suessiales; Symbiodiniaceae.
CCUGCUGGUUUUCGCGCCUUGAUGUCGAAGAUGCUUCAAGUCCGAGCGAUGUCGGGGCAAGUGCUUUGGGGACCGCAGGAACUGGAUCCCUUGAUGUCCUUAGAGGAGUUGAAGCAGCAGCUGGCAAGGUCCAUGGCCGUGGACUCUGUGGAGCUUCUCUGGGAGGAUGCGCUUCUACCUACGGAUGGCACGCUGUCGAAUGUCUUGGGACGCUGUGAAUGCUUGGUGGAACUGACUCUGGUGCUCCGGGCGGAGGAGUUGCGGCCACAAAUCCCUCCAGGUCUCUAUAUCUCUGAGCUCAACAACCACCGUUUGAGCCGCUGGACCUUGGCGCCUGCCACGACUCCCACGGCCACCGUGGUGCUCGGUGGCCUGGGCCGGGGCCAACAGCUGGGACAACUGGCGGGGCCCCGGGGCAUCUGUGGCGAGGGAGCCAUCUAUGUGGCGGAGCAACAGAAGGUGAGCUGCUGGUAUCCUCAAAGUAAGGGCUUCUGCAUCCCUGGUGACAUCUUCCUUGGCACCAAGACUUUGCCAUUUCUGGAGCCUAGUGGUCUUUGUGUCCAUGAUGGAUGGCUCUAUGUGGCCGAUUCCAAGACGCAUAUGGUGAGUCGCUGGAUGCUGAAAGAUGCCUCGGUCGGACAGCUGGUGGCGGGUGGACAGGGUCCCGGCGACGCCUUGGAGCAGUUGAAUCGCCCCACGGCCGUGGCCGUGGAUGCGGCCGGGCGCGUGUAUGUUUCGGACUUUGGCAACGACCGCGUGGUCCGUUGGCCGGGACAGGGACGGUCGCCGUGGGUGGAGGUCGUGGCGGGCGGCCGCGGGGAGGGCGACGGCUUGGAGCAACUGGCGGGGCCCGUGGCCCUGGCGCUGCAAGAGACGAAAGGCAAAUCGGCUGACACUGUGGCCAUAGUGGUGUGUGAGAUGGGAAAUCAACGCAUCACACAAUGGUGGCCGGGGCAGACUCGAUGCGAACUGCUGGUGGGUGGACCGGGCACAUGCCCCGAACUGGAAGGUCCUCAAGGAGUAGCCCUCGAUGAGGAUGGAAGCAUUUGGGUCACUGAAAAGAGUGGCAACCGCGUUACCCGAUGGAGGCCUGGCAACAGCCAUGGCGAGGUGAUGGCAGGGGGGAAAGGACGUGGAGACAACCUGGAUCAGCUGAAUGGGCCUUUGGGCAUUCUGCUGGUGAAAAAAAAUACCAGCGCUGGACGCGGAGCCGCGGAGCUGGACGUGGAAAAGGGCCUACUUCCAGAAUCUUCCAGAUAUGUUGGUGAAGAUUUUGUUUGCGUGAUCUAA